Messenger RNA from Triplophysa dalaica, 1816 nucleotides. RefSeq lists its product as uncharacterized. Gene Ontology annotation, cellular component: central element. The record is from RefSeq and is a predicted model, not a curated record. Gene Ontology annotation, biological process: spermatogenesis; homologous chromosome pairing at meiosis; meiotic DNA double-strand break processing involved in reciprocal meiotic recombination. NCBI's taxonomy places the organism in Eukaryota, Metazoa, Chordata, Actinopteri, Cypriniformes, Nemacheilidae. The transcript is spliced from 13 exons. Bases 138 to 1505 code for a protein of 455 amino acids.
UCCCGCCGGAGUAACGGACGCGCUCGAGCUCCGUGUUUAAAACACGACAGAAUACAACAUUUGAAGGCAGAUUUCUGAUUUAUAUCCUUUUAAAACACGUCAGUGUCGCGGUGUUUGUGUUUUUGUCAGACGUUUGAAUGGAGGAGCAGACUGUAAACCAACUUGACAACCUGCUGUUUCAGUUAGGUAUAGAAACUCGAGAACUUGGUCAGAGGAGAGAUGACGUCAAACAACAAAUCCAAUUCUUUGAGUCCAGCAUUCAGGAGAAGAAGGAUUAUAUUAACACCACCCAGAAGACCAUCAGAAAACUCGAUGAAGAGAUUCAGCAGAAACAGGCCGCGGUGAAGUUUAUCAAAGAAAACACUAAAAAUCACCAGCACACUGGAAGUCUUUUACUUCAGUAUGAAAAGACAUUGGAAGCUGAGCUAGAGAAGAGACGGGACAGUUAUAAUCAAGACAUGACGAUAUUCCAGGAGAGAAUUGAGAGCUACAGGAGUGUAUUUCAGCAGCACAAGGACAGAUACUGUAUGAACUCACUGGCUCAGAAACUGCUGCAGGUUCAAGUGAAGAAUGAGGAGAUUGAGAAGAGAAUCAGAGUAACUGAGAGGCAAAUAACAGAGAAAGAGAAAGAGCUGACCGCUGCACUGCAGGGUGUGGAUGACCAAGAGACUCUCUCUAAUGCUGCUGAAUGUAACUGUCAAGAAAAUGAAACCCUACAAACUGACAAUAAUCAGGAAGUGGAUUGUCAUCAAGACCCAGAAAUGCAGACGGCUGCAGAAGAUGGCAGUGAUCCCACAAUGAUUGUGGAAGAGUUUUCUGAAGAGAAACAGAGUAAAACCGCAGGCAGUGAAGACAUGAAUGAAUGUGACACAGAGAUGUUUAACUACAGCUCAUGGCAGAAGACACACAGUGCAGGAGAUCAAAUCAAUGACGGCGAUCAGAAGCGGUCAGAGGAGGUGAAGGAACAGGUGAAGAGUUCCAGUGGCUCUGAGGUCACAGUAGAGACAUUAGAAGAGAGCGAUGGAGGUGACGUAGAGAAGACCAGAGCAGAUAUUCUGGAGGACACAACUAGUGAGGGUGUUAUCUGUCCACCUCCUUCACCUGCUAGAAUGAAGGCUGUGCUGACCACUCCAACCUUCUCAUUAAACAACAGCCCUGUCGGCUCACCCGGACGACCUGACGUCUCAGGAUCAGACUCCCCUGCUUUCGUUUUCUCCUUGAAUUCUGCUCCAAACACCCCGGCGUUCCCUAGACUGGCCUGUGAUUUUGACAUGGGCUCAACAACAGAAGAGGCCUCACCGUUUACCUUUACGAGCUCCUACUUCAGUGACAAGAAGUCACCAGGAUCAGGACCAAAGUUCUCAGGUUUUCUGUUCGAUGAAGGUGAGAAUCAUCAGGAGGAGUUUUCCUUCUCAUUCAGCAGUGAGAGCACACAGCAAAACUCCUCAACACAACAGACUGAAGGACCGGAUGAUUCCUUUCCCUUCACAUUCAGUUUCAGUUAAUUAUAACCUCAUGACUAUAAAUCUCAUUCUGUUAGAAGAAAUCUCUUCAUAUGUCUAUUAGAUCUGAUGAUUUGUUUGUUUUAUGGAUAUACUAAAAACGUAUUCACCGUGUUAGAUAGUUAACAGAGAGGAAUGUGUAUGAUGGUCUGCAUGUUUUUGAGUUACUUAAUCUUUGUGGUACGGUUUUGUUACCACUAAUACAGAAAAUUUUCAAACACAAUUCAAUUCAGUUUUUAAAUAUACAUUUUAUUAUUAUAUGAUUUAUAUAUGUUAAUUUAUCUUAAAUGGCAAUAAAGAGGAUUUCAAAGACA